CAAACUCCACCGCUUCCUGUCCCCACCAAAUUCGCUAGGGUUUCCGAGCCACAAAUUAUUUUUCAUUGAUUUGGUGCUUCUUCCCACUUCGCGAUCUGUGAUUCCGUUUUCCUUCGACCAGCACAUCGACAACAGCCGCCAAAAUGGGUAGAGGACCAAAGAAGCACCAGAAGCGCCUUAGCGCCCCCAGCCACUGGCUCCUGGACAAGCUGUCCGGUGUCUAUGCGCCUCGCCCAUCCGCUGGUCCUCACAAGCUCCGCGACUGCAUGCCCUUGAUUGUCUUCGUCCGCAACAGACUCAAGUAUGCGCUCAACUUCCGCGAGACCCGCGCCAUCCUCAUGCAGCGCCUGGUCAAGGUUGACGGCAAGGUCCGCACCGACAUGACCUACCCCGCCGGCUUCAUGGACGUCAUCAGCAUCGAGAAGACUGGCGAGAACUUCCGUCUCGUCUACGACACCAAGGGUCGCUUCACCGUCCACCGCAUCGGUGACGAGGAGUCCAAGUACAAGCUCGGCAAGGUCAAGCGUGUUCAGCUCGGCCGUGGUGGUGUCCCAUUCUUGGUUACGCAUGAUGCGAGAACCAUCCGCUACCCCGACCCCUUGAUCAAGGUCAACGACACCGUCAAGAUCAACCUUGAGACUGGCAAGAUCGAGGACUUCAUCAAGUUCGACACUGGUGCCAUCGCCAUGGUUACCGGCGGUCGUAACAUGGGUCGUGUUGGUGUCAUCACCCACCGCGAACGUCACGAUGGUGGUUUCAACAUUGUCCACCUCAAGGAUGCUAUUGACAACUCGUUCGCCACCCGUGAGACCAACGUUUUUGUCAUUGGCCAGGACAAGCCCUGGAUCUCCCUGCCCAAGGGCAAGGGUGUCAAGCUCACCAUUGCUGAGGAGCGUGACCGCAAGCGCGCCCUUGGCAACUAAAUUCACUGAGAAGUGGGUUUGGUGCUUAAUGAAUCAACGGGAAAACGGGCAGCAGGAAUUGGGAUCAAAAAGGAUGGCGUUAGCGGAUGUCACUUUAGGUUAGGCUCAUGACAGCACAUUGAGCCUCCUGGCUUAACUAGAUACCACACCCGGGUCAGGAUUCGGCCCCCAAUAACUGCACUGCUCUCCCGCUGAGAUAUUUUUGCUGCUGCCAGUGAGUGACUGUAUGUGAUUGCCACAUGUCCCUAUCUUUGAUGACGAGACAAUGGUGGUGUCGACCCCCAUUCCCACCCCCGUAGAUGUUCUGUGGGUUGCCCCGCGGGAGGAUCAUCUUCCUUGGCCAGAUCUUUCAGUGUGUGGGUGUCCUUGUGGGUGUCCUUGUGGUGUCAUGGCGGUGAGGCAUCACAUCUUGAAUCCCCUGCAUCCAGCAAGCCACAUCGAACGAUUUUUUUUUUUUUUUGUUUUUUUCUUUCCUAGGAGCAAUACAGGAAACCGAAACGCGAGUUUAGCAAGGUGGAGGUAGGGUAGGGGACCUUGGUGGAGAGAGAACUGCAACACCCCCGCUCUGCUGCAGCGAGUCCGGAUCCGUCUUCUUGCAUGCAAGUUUGUCUGCCUACCGCAAGUUUGUGAUUCCUGGUCAUUGGUGCUUGUGAUGGGGG
Podospora pseudopauciseta is the source of this 1582-nucleotide messenger RNA. RefSeq names its product 40S ribosomal protein S4 (gene RPS4). Gene Ontology annotation, biological process: translation. Lineage: Eukaryota; Fungi; Ascomycota; Sordariomycetes; Sordariales; Podosporaceae. The transcript is spliced from 3 exons. Gene Ontology annotation, molecular function: structural constituent of ribosome; RNA binding. Gene Ontology annotation, cellular component: cytosolic small ribosomal subunit; ribosome. The coding region runs from base 144 to 923 and encodes 259 amino acids. The record is from RefSeq and is a predicted model, not a curated record.